Molecule: messenger RNA, 1688 nt
Organism: Setaria italica (foxtail millet)
Lineage: Eukaryota; Viridiplantae; Streptophyta; Magnoliopsida; Poales; Poaceae
Product: probable LRR receptor-like serine/threonine-protein kinase At3g47570
Exons: 2
Coding region: 304-1212 (302 amino acids)
Molecular function (GO): protein binding
Source: RefSeq, a predicted model, not a curated record
CUGAAAUGUGGCGGUGACCGGCGAGUUUGACGGACUCUGGACUCCGCUGAUCCGCGGUCAAGCUAAGGCAAUGCAAGUGUGUGGAUGUAAUUAAUGGGCUAAUGGUGCUGUAAAACUGUUUUUAAAGCCCUGGGGCCUCAGCCAGUUGAGCAUCCAACUCAAAGUUCACAGUUCCGACACCAGUACAACACCACCAACCGGCAAAACCAAGGAGAUUAAAGGGGCUGCUGUGUUCUGCGCUCCGGCAGAGCAGAGGUGACAAGUGCCUUAUGUGUUUCUCUAAGCACCUGGCAAAAUUCGCCAAUGCUUAUUCAACUGGCAUUGCUGCUCCUGUGCUAUGGAGUUGGAAACGUCCAUUGCGUUCACGGGAACAGCAAAGAACUGCAGUCACUUCUCGAUUUCAAGCAGGGCGUCACCACCGAUCCUAACAGAGCCUUGAGUUCUUGGAACACCAGUGUACAUUACUGUAGAUGGAGCGGAGUCAUAUGCACGCCUACGCAGCCAUGGCAGGUAUCGGGGCUUAACCUCACUGGCAAAAGCUUGGUAGGAGAGAUAACCUCCUCUCUCGUCAAUCUGACGCUCCUUAGCCAGCUUGACUUGUCUUCUAAUAGCUUCUCUGGCCAGUUACCUCCUCUUGGUGGUCUCCAACUGCUGCACACAAUUUAUUUGAACGACAAUUCACUAGACGGGACUAUUCCUGAUGCACUCACAAACUGCUCCAACCUAGUCAAUCUAGACCUCCACAAUAACAAGUUAUCCGGUGUUAUUCCGCCUAAAAUAGGACUCCUUUCCAAUUUGGAUUACUUGGACCUCUCCAGGAAUAAUCUCACUGGGGUCAUCCCUCCAACCUUUCCAAACCUCACCCAUGUGUCCUUCUGCAAACUUAAAUCAAAUCAACUGGAAGGAAGCAUUCCAGAUGGGCUUUGGCAAAUGUCAAAUAUGGGGCAGUUGAGCCUUGGUAAUAAUACCCUUUCAGGUGAGAUUCCACAGACCAUUAAUAUGUCUCGGCUCCAAAUUCUAGGUUUAGAGUUGAAUAGGCUCGGCAAGACUCUACCAUCCAAUUUUGGGAAUGCUGUUCCUAGUCUUAUAAGGCUAAUAUUGGAUGGUAACAUGUUCGAAGGUCAUAUCCCAGUUUCCCUAGGCAAUGCUUCGUCGUUAGAGCUGAUUGACCUAUCAGGAAACCAUUUCACGGGUCAAAUUCCUGCUUCUUAGGGAUCUACUCAGGCUUUCGCUCUAUGAUAAUAGGCUGCAGGGAGUCAUCCAUUGGUAAUCUAUCAGUCAAUCUUAUUACCCUUCAAAAGUAAAAACCUGCUAUCCCUUUGUUUUAUAUUGCUCAGUGGAGACAUAUUCUAUCUCUUUUGGCCAGUGCUUGUGUACAUGUGGUUAUUUGAGGAUUCUGAAAAAUUAUUGCACUUCAAAACCUGCUACCCUUUGUUUGAUAUGCUUAUGAACUUAUUCUUCAGACUUGAGCUUCUAACUCAUGUGACCUCGUGGCUUAUCUCUGUCUAACUUAUGCUCAAGUGUUGUUUAGCGGAACGACCACAAAGGUUCCAUUACAGUUAUCCAAUCAUGUUAUAUAGUUUGGUAGGAUUGUAACUGACUGUCUGCACUAUUGCGAGGGAGCAGAGUUUUUUUUUUCAUUUCCUGUUUAGCUUGGUCUGAUCCUUGUUGUGAUUAGUACUGACAUC